This is a messenger RNA of Symbiodinium sp. CCMP2592, 1995 nucleotides long. Lineage: Eukaryota; Dinophyceae; Suessiales; Symbiodiniaceae. The record is from the annotation of a GenBank genome assembly.
AUGAAAGAGCUGGCCCUGGCAACGAUUGGGAUCCCGUGUGGUUCCUUUGUAUGGAUGAACUCGGCAACGGCAGCCCGGUCAAGCGAGAAUCCCUUUGGCAGGGAAGACUUUCGAUAUGUGGCAGCGGCCAACAAGACAGGAGAUGCAAAGCUGAAGCACACCCAAGCAUACCCAAAGAAAUUCUGCAGAAAGAUUCUGAAGCUUCACUUGAAGUAUGUCGUGUGCCAGCCGCUCGGGUGGCAGCAUGCAGAGCUGGACGAAGUGAUGGAAUUCCUGAAGAUGGAGUGUGAAGCUGGCACCGAGUUCGAGGAAGCUGCCACACAGAAAAGGCAGGAGGUUGCUGAAGCUCCACCUGCCAAGCAGGGAUGGUCCGCCGCAUCGUGGCAGCGGGCGCAGUCCUGGGCUAGCAGCGGCUCCCAUGACUCUUAUGAUGACUGGUGGGCAAAGGAUAGUUGGGACUCCUGGUCUUGGUGGGGUGCUGGCUCUUGGUCUCAGGGCCAGUGGGACAGCUGGGGGCACGAUGAUAAGAAUGCAGCUGAGCAGGAGAACCCCAUGCAAAGGGUGCAGGGGCUCUUAAGGCGUGGGCACACAAUAGAUCAACUUUCGGAACAAGACCUACAACUGGUAGUCCAGAGUAUCGAUAAGGCCAAGGCUCGCCAGAAGGUUGAAGAUGCAGCUGGCACCACAGAAGGAUCACCUGAAGCGGAAGGUUCCAAGACGAAAGAAGCGGAAGCUGCCAACAAGGAUGCUAAAGCAGAGGAAGGGGAAAAGCCUGCUCAGGAGGGAGAGCAGAAAGAGUCAAAGGAAGCACGCAAAAAACGAUUGCAUGCCCGCAACAUGCGGUACUAUCGAUCGCUGGAGAGCCCUUUCACACCCAAAGAAAUCAAGAAGAUGGCCGAGGACGCCGACAGCACGGAGAAGUCCGUGCUGUUUGAAAGCUGGCUUCAAUCAGGUGAAAACUGGGCGAAGUCGACUUUGCUUGUGAGACUUCGCAACAGAAACUCCAACACGAAGAGAGGGCUGAGAAAAUGGCUCUUUCGCACGGAUAUGGUCACGAAGUUCGGUGAACAAGUGACGCAAAUGAUGAUCGACGCAAAGCUCGCGGACGCCGAUAGGCUGAAAAAGGAGGUGCGGUACCACCCCGAUUGUCCGAAGGAGAAGGAGGACCCCUACAGUCUGCAACACAUGCCACGUGUACCGACAGAUGUGGUUGUACCUAUCUAUGAAAAGGUCGAUGGCACACUGAAGGAAGUUGAAACCACGGUGCCAGUUUUAGACGUGCAUGAGCUUCUAGAUUACCUGCACAGCAACCUGGACCUGGUUUGCCCACCAGGCAAAGCCAAUGAAUAUUGGCAGCACAUGAAACAAUGUGGCAAUCCGCAUGCCCUGAAUUUCCCUGGUGGAGAUGACCACAUUCCUUUCAGUCUCUACGGAGAUGAAUGCAGUUUGGGCGAGCCGAAAGAUAAAGUGACUGGUAUAUAUGUAUCCCUGACACUAUUCAAACCAAAGAUGGCAAAGUACCGUGAAUUCCUUAUCUUUGCUAUGCAAGACGCAGUGAUGAUACAUGAUGGCUUAAGGACCCUGGUGCCUGUGCUACGCCAUAUCGUGUGGAGCUGCAACGUGGCCUUCCAGGGAAAGUACCCUUCGUGCAAUGCUGCUGGCGAGGAACUGCCACCAUCCAAGCAGAAGCUUGCAGGACAGAUCUUCGCAGGCGGCUGCAAGUACGCCUGUGCCGAACUCAAAGGCGAUUGGAAGUGGCAUGAACGUGUGCUAAGACUACAGCACACGCCUGUCAGCACAAAAUGUUGCUUUCUGUGCAAGGCAGAGGCGCAGGAUUCUUGUUCAUUUCAGUAUACAUGUUUUUUUAAAUUGUGGUAUCGUCUACAUUCAUAUCAUGGGCUUUGCCAGCCACUUAGGAUACCAACUUGCGGUAUUAUGAUACAAGCCGUGGGGCCCCGUGGAUCGCCUCUGAGUUUUCUACCCCUGGCUUCAUAG